GGGCGGCACGCGGCUGGAAGGCGGGUCUGUUCAGCGGGGUGGGGGAGGGGAUCAGGCGUAGCAGGGCUACAGGGGGCGCCACGUAGUGCCGCGGCCUUCAAGGUGCUCAUCUCGGUUCGUGGGGCUUGGGCGGAACGCGGAAACCACCUUCGCGCCGGACCGGCGGCAGUAUUGGGACGUGGGGCGCCGCAGACGAGUUGGUCGCGGGCACGUCCGGACUCGUGAAGCCGCGUCUCACGAAGCAUUCUGGGACUUGUAGUCCUCGAGAUGGACCGAGUAGUGCCACAAGCGGUUCCUCUGGGUCAGAUGGAGGUGUUUCAGGCCCUGCAGCGGCUGCACAUGACUGUCUUCUCCCAGAGUGUGUCCCCCUGUGGGAAGUUCCUUGCGGCAGGCAACAAUUACGGGCAGAUUGCCAUCUUCAGCUUGUCCGCUGCUUUGAGCUCCGAGGCUAAAGAGGAAAGUAAGAAGCCUGUGGUGACCUUCCAAGCCCAUGAUGGGCCCGUCUACAGCAUGGUGUCCACCGAUCGACAGCUAGUCAGUGCCGGGGAUGGGGAGGUAAAGGCCUGGCUGUGGGCAGAGAUCCUCAAGAAGGGCAGCAAGGAGCUGUGGCGUUGUCAGCCACCAUACAGGACCAGCCUGGAAGUGCCUGAAAUCAAUUCUUUGCUGCUCGUCCCCAAGGAGAAUUCUCUUAUCCUGGCUGGGGGAGACUGUCAGCUACACACUAUGGACCUUGAGACUGGGGCCUUCACGCGGGCCCUCCGGGGCCAUACGGACUACAUCCACUGCCUGGCGCUGCGGGAGCGGAGCCCCGAGGUGCUUUCGGGUGGUGAGGAUGGGGCCGUGCGGCUUUGGGACCUCCGCACAGCCAAGGAGGUACAGACAAUCGAGGUCUAUAAGCACGAGGUGAGGCCAUGCCCCAGCCCCAUCCUCCUUGCUCUUCCCCAGCUUCUCUGUAUUCGCAACUCUCUUCUUCCUCCCUCUAGGAGUGCUCCAGGCCCCACAACGGGCGCUGGAUCGGAUGCUUGGCAACCGACUCAGACUGGAUGGGACCCCUGCCUUUCUGGCCAGGUCUGUGGAGGGGGCCCAGCACUCACCCUUUGGCACCUGCGGUCCUCUACACCCACCACCAUCUUCCCCAUGCGGGCGCCACAGAAGCACGUCACCUUCUACCAGGACCUGAUUCUAUCUGCCGGCCAGGGCCCCUGUGUCAACCAAUGGCAGCUGAGCGGGGAGCUCAAGGCCCAGGUACCAGGCUCUUCCCCGGGGCUGCUCAGCCUCAGCCUCAACCAGCAGCCAGCGGCUCCUGAGUGCAAGGUCCUGACAGCUGCAGGCAACAGCUGCCGGGUGGAUGUCUUCACCAAUCUGGGCUACCGUGCAUUCUCCCUGUCCUUCUGACCCACCAACACACCCUUCACCCCAGGAGUUUG
Messenger RNA from Loxodonta africana (African savanna elephant), 1427 nucleotides. It is a transcript of the gene THOC6, whose product is annotated as THO complex subunit 6. The record is from RefSeq and is a predicted model, not a curated record. The transcript has 12 exons. Gene Ontology annotation, molecular function: protein binding. Lineage: Eukaryota; Metazoa; Chordata; Mammalia; Proboscidea; Elephantidae. Gene Ontology annotation, biological process: mRNA export from nucleus. The coding region runs from base 268 to 1395 and encodes 375 amino acids. Gene Ontology annotation, cellular component: THO complex; transcription export complex.